Pseudophryne corroboree (corroboree frog) is the source of this 1888-nucleotide messenger RNA. It is a transcript of the gene FUS, whose product is annotated as FUS RNA binding protein. Bases 75 to 1718 code for a protein of 547 amino acids. Gene Ontology annotation, biological process: regulation of DNA-templated transcription. Gene Ontology annotation, cellular component: nucleus. Gene Ontology annotation, molecular function: transcription coregulator activity; RNA binding. Lineage: Eukaryota; Metazoa; Chordata; Amphibia; Anura; Myobatrachidae. The transcript has 15 exons. The record is from RefSeq and is a predicted model, not a curated record.
CGGUGGCCACGCCCCGGUCAGUGCAGUGCGGACAGUGAGGGACCCGGAGUCUGUGUCACAGGGAUCGGGACAAUAUGGCAGCCAACGAUUACACACAGCAAGCCAGCCAAGGGUAUGGGACGUACCCCUCCCAGCCCGCACAGAGCUUUUCCCAGCAGGGCAGCCAGUCCUAUGGGCAGCAGGGCAGUGGCUACAGUGGCUAUGGCCAGUCUGCGGGCUCCUCUUCCUAUGGCCAGAGUGGAGGCUACGGGUCAUCCUAUGGACAGGAGCAGAGCUCUGGAUACAGCUCCCAGUCUGCACCUCAGAGCUACGGCUCCAGUAACUACAGCAGCUCACAAGCCCCUUACAGCGGAGGGCAGCAGUCAUCCCAGUCAUCGUAUUCCAGCUACAGCCAGCAGCCUCCAGCCAGCAGCAACACCGGAAGCUACAGCAGCAGCUCUCAGCCCUCUUCCUACCAGUCAGACCAACAGGGCAGCGGCUACGGACAGCAGAGCAGCGGCAGCUACGGCAGCCAGCAGAGCAGCUACGGAAGCCAGUCCAGCUUCGGCGGGCAGCAGAGCCAGGGCGGUUAUGGUGGUUCUCAGCCAAGCUCCUAUGGUCAGCAGUCCAGCUACAGCGCUCCUCAGGGCGGUUACGGCCAGCAGCAGUCCCAGUACAGCAGCAGCAGCGGAGGCGCCGGCAGCUACAAUCAGGACUCUCCCUCCAUAGGCGGCGGAGGCGGCUAUGGUGGCUCUGAUCAGGGCAGCUAUGGUGGGCCAGACGGUCGGGGCAGGGGACGUGGAUCGUUCGGUGGCCGCGGAGGCUUUGACAGAGGCGGGAGAGGAACGCGUGGAACGAGGGGCACCAUGGGCGGUGGUGAGCGGGGAACAUUCGGUAAAUUCCUUGGACCCCGUGAAGGUGGACCUCCCAGACCAGACAUGGCUGAGCAGGACAACUCAGACAACAACACAAUCUUUGUCCAAGGCCUGGGCGAAAGUGUCACAGUGGAGUCUGUUGCAGACUACUUCAAGCAGAUUGGAAUCAUUAAGACUAACAAAAAGACUGGGCAGCCAAUGAUCAACCUGUACACAGACCGGGAGACUGGCAAGCUAAAGGGAGAAGCUACCGUGUCCUUCGAUGACCCUCCAUCUGCUAAGGCUGCAAUUGAUUGGUUUGAUGGGAAAGAGUUCUCCGGUAACCCAAUAAAGGUCUCCUUUGCGACACGGAGGGCUGACUUCACAAGCCGUGGCGGUGGUGCUAAUGGCAGAGGUAGAGGGCGGGGAGGCCCCAUAUCACGUGGUGGAUUUGGCGGUGGCAGCCCUACUGGAGGAAGUAGCCGUGGAGCUAGUGGUGGUGGUGGUGGCGGCGGCAGCAGCAGCGGCGGCUACCCCAGUGGAGGUGGAGGACAGCAGAGAGCUGGGGACUGGAAGUGUCCAAACCCGACUUGUGAGAACAUGAAUUUCUCAUGGCGAAACGAGUGCAACCAGUGCAAGGCUCCGAAGCCUGAUGGGCCCGGAGGGCCAGGUGGUGCCAACAUGGGUGGGGGUUUUGGUGAUGACAGAAGGGGCGGAGGACGAGGUGGCUUUGAUCGAGGUGGCUUCAGAGGAAGAGGUGGUGACAGAGGAGGGUUCCGGGGUGGAAGAGGUGGUGACCGCGGUGGUGAUCGUGGUGGCUUUGGACCAGGCAAAAUGGAUUCCAGGGGUGACCACCGGCAGGACAGGCGCGAGCGGCCAUAUUAGCUGUGAUGUGCACAUUAUUAGUUUCCAGUUUUGUUUUUUUUUAAUAUGAAAUGUAUCCUAUGGAUUCUUGCUGUUCUGAAUUGAUGUCCUUUGUAUUACCUCCGCAGUGCGCUGUGAAUUUUACCCGUCUUUGUAAAGUCCUUGCUCAAUAAAUGUUGACCUUAUGCGUA